GGCCUGUCCUUAAAUACUGCAGCAAGUCCAACCCCACAACCAAACACCGAUUUUUUUCUUCUGAAGCUUAAAGAAGUAAGCGAAGAACUUAUCAACAUGUCUGGAAGAGGAAAGACCGGAGGAAAAGCCCGCGCCAAGUCCAAGACCCGCAGCUCCAGGGCCGGCCUGCAGUUCCCCGUCGGCCGUGUGCACCGUCUUCUGCGGAAGGGUAACUACGCUGAGCGAGUGGGCGCCGGAGCCCCGGUGUAUCUGGCCGCUGUGCUCGAGUACCUGACCGCUGAGAUCCUGGAGUUGGCCGGAAACGCCGCCCGUGACAACAAGAAGACCCGCAUCAUCCCCCGCCACCUCCAGCUCGCCGUCCGUAACGACGAGGAGCUGAACAAGCUGCUUGGCCGCGUGACCAUCGCUCAGGGGGGCGUCCUGCCCAACAUCCAGGCCGUGCUCCUGCCCAAGAAGACCGGCCAGGCCGCCGCGAGCUCCAGCAAGGCGGGAAAGAAGGGGUCCUCACAGUCCCAAGAAUAUUAACUCAACAGAAAUGGCGCGAACUCUGACUUGAUAACACCUAAAAAACCAAAGGCCCUUUUAAGGGCCACCCAUCUCCUCUGAAAAAGAGCAGAUUUCACUCUGACUUUAACCUCCUUUACCUUCUAUUUCCAUCAUCAGUCUUGUGUGGGUGUGUCUGUCUGUGUGCUUUUUAUACGGUGAAAAUAAACAUGUCUAACUUGAAA
Astyanax mexicanus (Mexican tetra) is the source of this 728-nucleotide messenger RNA. RefSeq names its product histone H2AX. The transcript has a single exon. The record is from RefSeq and is a predicted model, not a curated record. Gene Ontology annotation, molecular function: structural constituent of chromatin; DNA binding; protein heterodimerization activity. Gene Ontology annotation, cellular component: nucleosome. Lineage: Eukaryota; Metazoa; Chordata; Actinopteri; Characiformes; Acestrorhamphidae. Bases 97 to 525 code for a protein of 142 amino acids.